AUGGCUUCUUCUAUCAACCUUCAAAGUACUCUACUUAGGUCCAACUUUCUUGGGCAAAACAACUUCUCCAAUCAUCCUCAUAAACCCUACUCUUUGAUCCCCAAAGAGCAUAGGCUGAAACAAAAAACAUGUGCCAAAUUCGACCUUUUCGAGAUCUUAGGAGGCAGAGGGCUCUGUAAUGGAGAAAAAGGUGUGCAACAAGAGCUGAAGAGGAACAUUGAAGGCAGAGGGCUCUGUAAUGGAGAAAAAGGUGCGCAACAAGAGCUGAAGAGGAACAUUGAAGAAAAAGUUUCAGCAGCUGCUGAUAAAGAAGGAAAUUCAGGUAACUUGGAAACACCAAGUGUUCCGGAAGAUGGUUUUGAAAAGGAGCUGAUGGGCUUAACAGGGGGCUUUCCUGGUGGAGAGAAGGGAUUGCAAAAAUUCGUUGAAGAAAACCCACCUCCAAAGAAACAAUCAGUUGCCAAACUUACAAUCGCAAGCAAGCCAAAACCUCCAGAAUUACCACUAUUGUUGCCUGGUAUGAUUGCCAUUGUCAAGAACCCAAAUAACCCAUUUUACAAGUACACUGGCAUUGUUCAGCGGAUCACUGAUGGAAAAGCUGGAGUUAUCUUUGAAGGAGGAAACUGGGAUCGGCUAGUAACUUUCCGCCUGGAAGAGCUGGAACGUAGGGAGAAGGGCCCUCCAGGGAAAAAUCCCAGGUCCGCAAUAAUUGAAGAGUUCUAUGAAACCGAAUCAAAAUCAUCUAACUAG
This is a messenger RNA of Dovyalis caffra, 750 nucleotides long. NCBI's taxonomy places the organism in Eukaryota, Viridiplantae, Streptophyta, Magnoliopsida, Malpighiales, Salicaceae. The record is from the annotation of a GenBank genome assembly.